GGCAGGGAGCUUCCAGAGCUACAGCAGAAUUUGGCCUCUCACUGGAGCGCCGCGCUUUGGCAGAGGGGACGACUCACACACACGCUUACAGUACACACACUUCACGAGGGCCAGAAGUGAUCCCCAGCUACAACAGCAGUGCCAUGUCUGAGGUGGUGUUGCCUGACACGAUGGUGUCUCCUGCGGUGGGUGCUCUGUACGGGGAGAAGGCCGGGGGUCCCGUGGUGGACUUCAGUUACGUUGGCAUUGACGCCAUUCUGGAGCAGAUGAGGAGGAAGGCCAUGAAGCAGGGAUUUGAGCUCAACAUCAUGGUUGUGGGACAGAGCGGCCUGGGAAAGUCUACUCUGAUGAACACCCUGUUCAAGUCUAAAGUCAGCCGUAAGUCAGUGCUGGCCACGGCCCAGGAGAAGAUCCCCAAAACAAUCGAAAUAAAGUCCAUCAGUCACGACAUCGAGGAGAAGGGAGUGAGAAUGAAGCUGACGGUCAUCGACACACCAGGAUUUGGAGACCAGAUCAACAACGAGAACUGCUGGCAGCCCAUCAUGAAAUUCAUCAACGACCAGUACGAGGCGUACCUGCAGGAGGAGAUCAACAUCGACAGAAAGAAAAGGAUCCCUGACUCCAGAGUCCACUGCUGCAUAUACUUCAUCCCCCCCACCGGACACUGUCUGCGGCCUCUUGAUGUAGAGUUCAUGAGACGUCUCAGUAAGGUGGUCAACAUCGUACCAGUCAUUGCCAAAGCAGAUACUCUCACCUUGGAGGAGAGGGACUUCUUCAAAAAGAAGAUCAGGGAAGAGCUGCGAGCCAACGGGAUCGACGUUUACCCUCAGAAAGAGUUUGACGAGGACGCAGAGGACAGAAUGAUCAACGAGAAGAUCAGGGAGAUGAUUCCUUUUGCUGUGGUGGGCAGCGACCAGGAGUACCAGGUGAACGGCAGGAGGCUGCUGGGGAGGAAAACCAAGUGGGGGACAAUUGAAGUUGAGAACAUCGCUCACUGUGAGUUUGCUUAUUUACGGGAUCUCCUCAUCAGGACCCAUAUGCAGAACAUUAAGGACAUCACCAGCAGCAUCCACUAUGAAAUGUAUCGCGUGAGGCGCCUCAAUGAGAACAACACGGCGGUGUCUCAUGCCAACGGUCUCCCAGAACACCAUCUCUCCGCCCACGAGAUGUAAACGCCACCUGCACGCACGCACGCGGGCGCCCUCACCUGUGUGUCAAUGAGACUCCGUUUUUAACCGACAGUCUUCCCUCCACUCCAUCCAUCUCCAUCGCACAGGUGGGACAGAAACUUAGGAGACUUUAUAUUUCACUGACUUUGUGCAGCCGCAUGGACUCUUCCCCGUCCGUGUACCGGCUCAUGAACAAACACUUUCCUCUCACUGCCGCCGACAAAGACGUGAAGUGAAGUCAUCGUGAUGUGCCGCAGCUUGAUUUUAUCGCCUUCGUCAUCCGGCUUUUGUGGUUUUUUUAACUUGUGGUGCCAAACAUUAAGCAUCUGCCAAACACAACGGACGGACGCUUUCAAAUCUUUCAGUGUCAGAAGUGCCUUAAUUAUCUUGUUACCCUCGUCCACUUUUACUUUAUUCAACUUUGAUGUUUUUAAGCAGUGCCUUUCAGAAUUGAUGCAUUAACAAAAGCACAUUUUUCUAUGGAAGCCUUCAGCCAUCAUGCAUCCAUACAUUUUAUUUACUCCGUUUUUCCUUGGACACAGAGUAAUGUUGUUUUUCUCGAAGCCUUGUAAUCUCCAGAUAACAACAUGAAUCUUCCAGGAUAACAAAGCUGGGUUAGUCAUGGUAACAGAAUCUUUUUCUGGAGGUCUAGAAAACAAAAAAAUAAUCUGGUCACUGUGAAAGGCCGGAUUGUUGUCUGCAAAUAUGAGAUAAAUAAGACAAAUCUGGAGUAAACACUCUAAUCAUUUGAAUUUAAGGAGUAAAUAAAAAGUACUGAUGCAUGUCUGCUAAGGGCUUCACUGUUUUCUAUCUUUGUAUGAACAUACGUGGGAAGUGAUGAUACUCGGUGUUGCUCUCGAUCACUGUCGACGUCUGUCUUUUGAAAACAUGUUGGAACGGGGCCGAGCAGCGCUCUGCGGUCUGUUUAUGUGACGCAGCAUUAUUCAGAGCUUUCCUCAACUUUGAACCAAAGAAAGGUCAUCAAAUCCCACGUACCAUGUUUCCGCUCAUAUGUUUCACAUGUUGUGUUUUCAUUUAAAUGUAGAUAUCAUGUUCAAUAUGGAUUUCUUUUUUAAAUUCUUAGUAAUAAAUGUCUUCUUUUUUUUUAUUGAUAGGAAUAUCUACAGAGUGAUUUAAGACGAAUAAGUAUUUAUGCACGAUAUCAAAUGUGAACGUUUGUCAUCUGUUUUGGUCCACUUAUUCACUUUCUAUCACACACACACACACUCAUGUGUUUCCUGCCCUGUCGCCCGUCUUAGUGCCUUAUUUAUUGGAGAAUGUUUGCGAGCAUGUUGGCUGAAACUGGACAGAGAAGCAGGUUUGUUUGUUGGUGCCAAAUAGACAACAUUUAGACAUUAUUUUUUAACCCCUCUCUCCCCUUCACCCCCCAUAAUCUACCAAUGAUCGAUCUCAGUUUGAACCAUAUAUAAUGUUUUUAUCUGUCAUGCUCUGUCCUGUAUAUGCGUCUGUGUUCUGCAAACAUUUUUGUACUUGUAUUAUUGAUAAUAACAAAGUUUCCUGUAUAUUAUUUUAAAGAAAUAAAGAUUCAAGUUGUAAAAAUA
Labrus bergylta (ballan wrasse) is the source of this 2731-nucleotide messenger RNA. Its product is annotated as septin-9. The record is from RefSeq and is a predicted model, not a curated record. Lineage: Eukaryota; Metazoa; Chordata; Actinopteri; Labriformes; Labridae. Gene Ontology annotation, molecular function: GTPase activity; molecular adaptor activity; GTP binding. Gene Ontology annotation, cellular component: septin complex; cell division site; septin ring. Gene Ontology annotation, biological process: intracellular protein localization; cytoskeleton-dependent cytokinesis.